Molecule: messenger RNA, 883 nt
Organism: Rhipicephalus sanguineus (brown dog tick)
Lineage: Eukaryota; Metazoa; Arthropoda; Arachnida; Ixodida; Ixodidae
Exons: 2
Coding region: 116-868 (250 amino acids)
Source: RefSeq, a predicted model, not a curated record
GACCCCAGCGGCGUACACUCCGGCGCGCUACAAAAGGAGGCCCCCCAGGGCCCUUCUCGUUACAAAGGCCUGCGCACAGCUCUGAGAGCUCGGUCAGCUCAACCUUCUGCACGCCAUGGCUUUCAUGAUCCCUGCCGUCCGCAACGAAUACGACAUCUACCUCAGCCGGAGUCCACGGAACUCCGGUUCUCCGCCGACGCAAGAAUGGCAGACCAGUAGCGUCGAGGAAUACCUGAGGACCCUGCGCGGACCUGCGAGCCAAAACAACAACAACAACAACGUGUUUAUGAAGAACAACAACCUCUGUGCAAGUAGGGACCGUCCAUCCUGUUCUACGUCGCCUCAGCGCAAGACGAGCAGAGACCUGUGCAGCAUGCACGGAAACACCGACCCGGUGCUCAUCGAGAAGCUGAAGAAGUGCGACCCGUCUCGCUGUCUCCAAUACCAGCCCUUCAAGAUGGCUUUCAUGAUGCCCGUGGUUCGAAACGACUACGACAUCUACAACCGGAGUCGACGCAGCUCGCCCGAUCACAGCAAUACCGGCAGCCCCCUGGGGAGCACAAGCCUGUCCACGUCACCCAACGUCCACGGCAGUGGCGAAGACGUCCGCAAGAUGUACCGCACUCAGGAGCACCUGGACGCCCUAUGUCCACACCGACCAAGGUCAGGGUCGCUGACGUCACUCAAGAAGUUCCACCACCUGCUGGUGGAUACGCUAAAGCGCGCCGCGCAUCACAACAGCCACGUCCAUAUGGCAACUGGGGCGUCGCAUUCCGCUUCUGGAUCUGGCUUAAGUAGGGAGACUAAAGAGCAAGCUGACUGCGAUGACGAACAAGGAGAAGUCAAAGAAGAAGAAAAAAGUAAGUGAUGUGCUAGCCGGCCA